AUGUUUAUUUCAUUAUUAGCUAUCUUGGCAUUGUCUGCCAUUAUGAAUAAUGAAUUUACUAUCGCAAUUGACCAAGCCGGGCGUGAUGCAGUAGUUUACUGGCACAAUUAUUUCCGUGCCGAACUAGUUGCAGGAAGGGUUAAAAAUAAAACUGGAGAGCUUCUGCCAAAAGCAAAAGAUAUGAAAAAAAUGGAAUUUUCUUUAGAACUUGAAAAGCAAGCACAGGCAUGGGCUGAUAAAUGCACUUAUAGUCAUUCGGACCCAUAUGGGAAUUAUGGAGAGAAUUUCUAUGCUUAUGCAAGAAUGGACAAUGAUUCUGCUGCCAUCGAGUAUGUAGUAAAAGGAUGGUGGUCAGAGUUGGAAUACAGAGGAGCUUUGGGACCUUAUCCUGGCCAAGACUGCGUUGCAUUUGAUGCACCUCAAAAUAAUAGAGGUAUUGGACAUUGGACACAACUUGCCUGGUAUAGCACGUAUCAAGUCGGGUGUGGAAUUGGACGUUGCCCCAAAUAUAAAUCUUAUGUUGUUUGCCAAUACAAGCCACCUGGAAAUGUUUAUACAGGAUGUGUUUAUCAUGCUGGUGAGCCUUGUACAGAUUGCAAAAAUAAAUGUGAUAGUAAAACCAAACUUUGCCUUAAUUGA
Messenger RNA from Meloidogyne enterolobii, 639 nucleotides. NCBI's taxonomy places the organism in Eukaryota, Metazoa, Nematoda, Chromadorea, Rhabditida, Meloidogynidae. The record is from the annotation of a GenBank genome assembly.